UCGUUGCAUUUAUGAGGCGUUAUUUGUGCGUUUGCUGCUGCGAAGAGACCCGAGUGUGCGGUGGCGCCGCUUAGGCAGCCUUGAGUUUAAAGAGUCGGUGUUCCGUUGGAGUGAAGUAGGUCCUUUGUGUCCUCCAUUGCUCUGGUAACACAUCAACGGCAAACUAGCUGCCGUAGAAGCCGGCGAGCUAAACUCAAGUUCACUGCUUCGAGCCCCGUAAUAACCACUUCAAACGACGUUGUCUAACUUAAGUAACACAUUUAUAUUUUGCGGGGGGAGUCGUGUUUGGAAUUUAGACACAAUUUUGCCACAUUUAUCAGCCGGUUUGCGUUAAGACGACCGUUUCAGUUGGCCGGCUAAUGCUAACCUAGCUUAAACUGUCUUAUUCAAUUCAACUGGGUACUCGCGGGCCAACGGUGGCCCGGUAAUGGCAUCACAUUAUUACCACGUUAGCAUAAUUCAGAACUCCAGACUGACCGCCGUUUUUGUAGCAUAAUUCUUACCCCUUGUUUAUGAUAAUGUAUAGGAUAAUAUACUACGGUCCUUUCUGUAGGUUCUUAAAAAUAUCAGAGCACUCCUGUCAUCAUACAGAGGAUCUUUGACUUUUGUAAAGGAGGUCCUUAAAACAGUAGAACACUCCUGUUGUAUAGGCGAUCUUUGAAUAGUGUUUUUGCAGUUUUUGCAUGAAAACAGCAUCUCUCCAGUCCUAUAGAGCACUGAUUCUCAACCGAAAAUGUCGUGCGGGCUGUGGAAAGAGACACUGGCCCUGGCCGAGGACUACCUGGCCCUGUGCUGCACCAGCGCCCGCUCGGCCCCUCCGUCACCACCUCCCAGCGAAUCAGCCGCCGCUAUGAGGCGCGUGGCCCAGGAUAUGGAGGCGCAGAACAAGGCUCGCUUCCAGACCCUGGCUCAGACCUUCCUCAGACAGUGCGGGCCGGACCUGUGCUCCAGCCUCAGGAAGGUGAUGGCCGAGCUGGUGGGUGAUGGACUCUUGAACUGGGGGAGGGUGGUGUCCCUCUUCGCCUUUACCGGGGUGCUGGCCAGGAUGCUGCAGGAGCAGAAAGAGCAGAAGGAGCAGAAGGAGACCGCCGCCAAGCCGGGGCUGGACCUCAGACAGGAGCCUGAAAUGUGCAGGAGGCUGGCAGAGACGAUCGCUGAUUUCCUGGGAGGGGAGAAGAAAGACUGGCUGCUGGAGAACGAUGAAUGGGAGGGUUUCCGCAAGUUCUGCAGCAGCAGAGAGGCCAGUCAAGACUUGUCCAUGAAGACGGCGUUGUUCGCCGCGGCUGGUGUUGGCCUCGCCGGCCUCACCUUUCUGCUCGUACGCUAGCCACACACACACCUUGUUUUUUUUCUUUGUUCUCUUGACCUAACAUCAACAUGCUGCAGAAUCAAGCUGCUCCUCGAACGGGCCGAAUGUUUCCAGGCGCACACUCAACUCUCACGGUGGUCUCCUACCCCCCCCUCCUUCGAUUGUACAACUGAUCUCAAUGCCUUCGCACGUAUUGGCGUGCCCGACGCACGACGCAGCGUGUAUGUAAACACUUUGAUUGGUGAAGCCUCCCUCAGCGUUUUGUUUGCUUUUAAACUUGAGCUGCCUUUUUUUUUUUUAGUCAUAGCUUCACUUCUUGAUCUGAGUUGUGCUCUACAAUGUAUAAAUUAAUAUAUUAAUAUAUUAUAUUUAUAAGAAAGGAAACUGGCCCCCUUUUUUCUUGUUUUCUAAACCAACCUGCGGUGAAUUGACUUGAUUCUUUUGUCUUGUGUGUUUCCGUGUGUCUCGCCUGGUCAGCAGAGCUGACGACCACACGACGGUGCUAUUUGUUGUGAAAUGUACCUUUUUUUUUUUUCUUCCUACAACUCCAGGGACCAAUCGGAUAACAGUUGCUAUGGCAACACCUCCCCCAAAACAGACUUGUUAUAUUUUUACAUUGUUUUUGUUCUAUUUAUUUGACACGGUUUUAUAAUAAAAGUGAUAAUAAAAGCGGCAUUUUGUUGCUUUGCCAGAA
Messenger RNA from Doryrhamphus excisus (bluestripe pipefish), 2003 nucleotides. It is a transcript of the gene bcl2l10, whose product is annotated as BCL2 like 10. Gene Ontology annotation, molecular function: BH domain binding. NCBI's taxonomy places the organism in Eukaryota, Metazoa, Chordata, Actinopteri, Syngnathiformes, Syngnathidae. Gene Ontology annotation, biological process: extrinsic apoptotic signaling pathway in absence of ligand; regulation of apoptotic process; intrinsic apoptotic signaling pathway in response to DNA damage. The record is from RefSeq and is a predicted model, not a curated record. Gene Ontology annotation, cellular component: mitochondrial outer membrane.